AGUCGAAUCUAUUGCAGUGUCAGCGCAUCUACGUGGCGAUGAUAAUAUUUGAGGUGCGAAGGAGGAGCACGAAUCUAUUCAGGGUGAGACACGUCCACGGAAUCCACGUGUGGGCUGUCACAAAAGAAAACACGCGGGGUUGUGAUGCUUUCAUCAGCCCGGGUGGGAUUUACAGAACACAUCAUGAAAAGACCGCUGACUGCUACCGAGCGAGGUUUGCGAACCAGCGGAGCAGUAAACAUGAUCAUUGCAAGGCUUUUGUUUCUGUUCAUCCUGCCUUUAUUAAGUAUGGGUGCUCCACAAGUCCAAAGCAUCACCAGUGAUGACAUCCUUACAGCAGAGCUUGCUAAUCCAUUUGGACCGGGGGAAGACAAUCGCAGGCUUCUCCAAAGCUACAUCAAGAGCAAAUUAAAGGAUGGACAGACCACUCCAGAACUCAACACAAGGGAACAAGAGGUGUUUUUCCUGUUCUCCUUGUUUGAUUAUGAUAGAAGUGGAAAGAUGGACGGUCUUGAAUUGAUGCAGCUUCUGACAGAUUUUCUAUCUUAUCAUGCAAUAAUGCCAAAGUCAACAGACUCUGUAGUGCCUUUAGUGGAUUACCUUCUGCAAACUCAGGAUCUAAACCAGGAUGGACUACUGGCUCCCUCUGAGCUGCUAUCACCGCCCAUUCUUGACCAUCAGCAAGAAGACAACAUUGUGCCUCCUGAUGUCCAAGCUGAGCCAGUGGAGACAACAAACAGAGAGCAAGCAGAUGCCAUAACAAAGGGCGGAGAUCCUCAAACUCACCAAGAAGAGGCAGAUGUCCAGGACAACAAAGAACCUAAACAGGAACAGCUAGUAGAGCAUGAGAAUGAAACACAACCAGCUCAACAACUGGCCGAGGAACCUGCAGAUAUUAACCAUAUACCAAAAACAGUUGAACAACAGGAUGAACCACAGCCACCAGAAGAGAACUUAUAAGUAUAACAUGCCAGUUUAUCAAGGGUACCCGGAGACAAUGCCAUACAUUAGAAACCAAAGUUUCUCACAUGCAGGGGAGAGCAGGGCACAAAGGAUUUUCAGCAUUCAUUCAAAAUAUUUAAGUUAAUCAACACACGCAUUUCUGCUACAAAUGAACACUUAAAGUUUGUUUGUGGGACCUACCGUUAUUGUACAAUUACACCGAAAGUAACAGGAGUCCAAACGUUAAAACUUACCCAUAGGUGGGGUUUAAUGUAACAAACAACACCUGCUAGAAAAUUCAGUUGAAACCCAAAUAAUUCAAUAAAAUUCAGUCUAUAUACAAAAUGGGGAUAUUGUUUAUAUAUCUGCCUAUAAUAAUAGAUAUCCACACAUUUAUCCAUCCAUGAUCCUUCAUCUAACCAUCCUUGUAUUAUGCAUCAAUGCAUAUAGAUUUUUCUUAAAGCGCUGCUCAAUUAAGAAAAAAAAAUAUUGUCAGUUAUUUUCCCUCAUAUUGUAUAGUUAACAUUUAGAUUAAUAGUAUUUACAUUAUUUUCA
Paramisgurnus dabryanus is the source of this 1497-nucleotide messenger RNA. It is a transcript of the gene cgref1, whose product is annotated as cell growth regulator with EF-hand domain 1. Gene Ontology annotation, molecular function: calcium ion binding. The record is from RefSeq and is a predicted model, not a curated record. Lineage: Eukaryota; Metazoa; Chordata; Actinopteri; Cypriniformes; Cobitidae.